AUGGCGAAUAAUAAUUAUGCGGAUGCGACAGGUUCGUCCCCGCCAGAGCGAGGAAUCAGCAGAGCUGCGACGGAUCCUGAGGAAUUGGUAGAUGGGGCUUCGAUUCCGAUGGCAGAUGGCAGAGAAGCUGCUCCCAGGGUGUGCUUCUCUCACGACCUAGGCAGAUCGACUGCAGAACCAUACAGGAUGGGGAAUCUCUCAGUCGAUGAUACACUAGCUGCUCUCCAAGUACCCCAGAGGAGUUCCGGUAACGGUUCUGGAGCGAAUAAUGCUAUGAGGCUUCCGUCUGCAUCGCCGACACGGACGAGACACCGUGGGUAUUCCCUGCGCAGAGCUCUGUUCGCCAGAAGCGUGAAUUACAGGCCACCCAGGCCGGGAGAGGGAGCUGGAGGGAGGAUUGAGCUUCUUGAGGGAUGUCCAAUUGGAGGAAGCCAGGAACAAGAACAAGAUCGCGGAGCAGGAGAAGGGACAGGAGGAGGACAUGAUGGACAGGCCGCACAAAGGGAAAGAUAUGCCAAGAGGCUUUCGAGUGCCGCCCCUGUGUCUCCAAGCAAUUUGGAUGGGCAUCAUAUGUCGAUAUCCACAAUUACAGCUGUAGAAGAAGGACGGUACCCGUUCGAGGAGAACUCGACGAAAGGCACCCAGUCGAGAGGGAAAGGAGGCCUUACCACCCUAUGGAACUACGAUCUCUGGGCCCGGAAACGCAUCCAAUCUUCUGCUCCAGUGAGAAGAGCCAAAGCAUGGAAAGACAAAAUGGUUAUGAUUAUUCUACGGCGAAAUCCGAUCACGCCCUCUAAAGACGGACGUCACAUCGACCUCGAUAUCAGCAUUAGAAGAGCUGGUCCGGUGAUUGACGAGCGAACCGGCAAAGAACACAUCAGUAAUUGGAUCAGAUCGAGCAGAUAUACAGUCUGGAACUUCUUGCCAAGACAACUGUGGUUUCAAUUCUCGAAGCUGGCGAAUGCGUACUUUUUGGUCAUUUCUAUACUGCAGAUGAUUCCCAGCUUAAGUACAACGGGCACUUACACCACCGUUGCCCCCUUGUUGGUUUUUGUGGCGAUCAGUAUGGGGAAGGAGGGGUGGGACGAUGUGAGGAGAUACAAGUUAGAUAAGAUCGAAAACAACCGGGAGACGCUUGUUCUGCGUCGGUUCAAACCCGAGCAAGCGUUUGGAUCUGGCGAGCUGGGAAAUAAGUUGAAAGCUCUAGUACCGAAGAAGAAACAUGCUAAGUUUGAAGGUGCUCUUGAUGGAGCUGAAGAUAGAGAGGAUGGGAAUUGGAAAAAGUUGAAGUGGCAUGCGAUCAGAGUUGGCGACAUCAUCAAACUCCGGCGCGACGACCCUGUCCCAGCAGACAUUGUGAUUCUCUCAGCUUCUGGCCCCAACGGUGUCGCUUACAUCGAAACUAUGGCACUUGAUGGCGAAACUAAUCUCAAAUCCAAACAAGCGCCUCCGCCUCUGGCUAAACGCUGUGGAUCUGAGGACGCCAUUGCAACCUGCCAAGCACACUUGGUUAUCGAGGAUCCGAAUAUAGAUUUGUAUAAUUUUGACGGGAGAGUGACGGUCGAUAAGGAGACGCUGCCGUUGACGACCAACGAGGUUAUUUUCCGAGGCAGCACGUUGCGGAAUACAGCGCAGGCUGUGGGAAUCGUGGUCAACACAGGCGAGGAGUGCAAGAUCCGCAUGAACGCUAACAAAAAUCCUCGAACCAAAGCACCAGCUCUCCAGGCGUUCACCAACAAGAUUGUUAUCUUGCUUUUCUUCUUUGUUGUCUUCCUCGCUCUCUUCUGUACCCUCGCAUACCAGAUUUGGACCGAUAAGACCGAGGAGAAGGCAUGGUAUUUGAAAGGACUACAUGUCCCCUUGCAUCAGAUCAUUGUUGGGUUCGUGAUCCUCUACAACACGCUGAUUCCACUGUCACUGUAUGUCAGUUUGGAGAUCGUUAAGGUUGGGCAAGUUUACUUGAUGGGGGAUGUUGAAAUGUAUGAUCCGGUGUCGGAUACGCCGAUGACUUGCAACACCACUACCAUCCUGGAAAACCUGGGUCAAGUCAAUUACAUCUUUUCCGAUAAGACCGGAACGUUGACAGAUAACAUCAUGAAAUUCCGCAAACUCAGCGUUGCUGGCUACACCUGGCUCCACGACUUCGAUUUGCAGGAAGAAGCCGCCAAGCUCGAAGACGCUCAGGCGGCCGCUGUGGAAAGCAAGAAGAAGAAGGGCAAAGGCAUUAUGAAACACGUUGUCCAGAUGACAAUUCCUGCCCGACCAGCAGACGAGCGAAGAAUGUCCGCCUUGUCAAGUUCUACAGUCCGUCCUUCCAAAUCGAUCCGCAGAUCUAGCUCCGUGAAGCAGUGGAAGUCGACAGCACGACCUUCAAAAGCCCAGCCAGAGACGCGGACAGAAGACUUGCUCAAGUUCAUGCACCAUAACCCACAUAGUGUGUUUACGAAGAAGGCGAAGUUCUUCCUGCUCUCGCUGGCGCUGUGCCAUACGUGUCUGCCCGAGGUGAAGGAGAAUGGGGACAUUGAAUUCCAGGCUGCUUCUCCCGAUGAACUGGCUCUUGUCAAAGCUGCUCAGGAACUCGAAUAUCUUGUCAUUGACAGAUCUGCGAAAUCUAUCACUAUAAGGCAUUCAAGCGGCCCAGACUCCUCUGAGACAGUUACAGAAACCUACGAUAUCCUCGAUGUUAUUGAGUUCUCCAGCAAGCGAAAACGCAUGUCGAUUAUCGUUCGCUUCCCUAAUGGCAGAAUAUGUAUCUUUUGCAAAGGAGCCGACUCGGCUAUCAUGCCGCGUCUCAAGCUUGCGCCUAUGGCGAUGCAAAAGAAGGCAGAGGUAUUGAACCGUUCGAAUGUGAUUAAGAACUUAGAAGCCGGGGAGGCACUGAGAAGAAUGAGCGAGAGUAGCCCACGCCCUAGCUUUAGCCCUCGUGUAAGCAUCAGCAGAAAGAGCGUCAGCCUCUCUCGCCCCAGCAUGCAUGCAUCCCGUAAAAGUAUCGGACACGGACGGUCCAGCACGGCGAGCGCGCGAAUACAGCCUAUUCCUGUUCGCGACGAGCUAGAUACCUGGAUUCGGAGGCAAGAAACCGACGGUGAUCCCGUCGAUGAUACAGGGGUGUAUUCGACUGGCAGGGCCUCAUUUGCAUCUCUGGACCGCAUCGGCUCGACAAUGAGUAUUCCGGUGUUGGAGAGGCACUUGGAUGAGAUGAUUGAUGAAGGCGUGGUGCUGGAUGAGGCGAUGGUGUUCGAGAGGUGCUUUCAGCAUAUUGACGACUUUGCCUCCGAGGGGUUGAGGACAUUGCUCUUUGGAUAUCGGUUCUUGGACGAGGGGGAGUAUGGAGGUUGGAAGAAAGUAUACGUCGAUGCCACAACCAGCCUAGUGGACCGUCAGAACUUGAUCGAGCAUGCUGGAGAGCUAAUCGAGCAGAACUUCGACCUUGCAGGCGCUACUGCCAUCGAGGACAAGCUGCAGAAAGGCGUCCCUGAGACGAUCGACAAGUUGAGGCGGGCGAAUAUCAAAAUAUGGAUGCUUACCGGCGACAAGCGAGAGACGGCCAUCAAUAUCGGGCACAGCGCUCGGAUUUGCAAGAGCUACUCGACCAUUAUCAUUCUAGAUCAUAAUACGGGCGACGUUGAACAGCUCAUGGCAACCACUUUGAUGGAUAUCACUAAAGGAUCUGUUGCCCAUUCCGUUGUUGUCGUCGAUGGACAGACGCUCUCUGAGAUUGAUGUGAAUGAGACGCUGGCCUUGCUGUUUUUCGACCUUGUCGUUCUUGUGGAUUCAGUUAUCUGCUGUCGAGCCAGCCCGAGCCAGAAAGCCUCUCUAGUAAAGAGAGUGCGGACCAAAGUCAAGAAGUCUCUUACCCUGGCCAUCGGCGACGGCGCGAACGACAUUGCCAUGAUUACGGAUGCUCAUGUCGGAAUUGGUAUUAGUGGAAAGGAGGGGUUGCAAGCUGCUCGUAUUGCAGACUACUCGAUCGCACAGUUCCGAUUCUUGCAGCGCCUUCUCUUCGUCCAUGGACGAUGGAACUACGUGCGAACAGCGAAAUACAUCCUGGCAACCUUCUGGAAAGAGGUCGUGUUCUACCUACUCCAAGCCCUGUAUCAGAGGUGGGUUGGAUAUACAGGAACCUCCCUCUUCGAGUCUACAUCCCUGACGGUAUUCAACACGCUGUUCACCUCCCUCUGCGUCAUCUUUCUCGGCAUGUUCGAGCAGGAUCUUAACGCAAGCACAUUGCUAGCAGUACCAGAACUUUACGUCACUGCGCAGAAUAACUCGGCGUUUAACUUCAAAGUGUAUUUCGGGUGGAUGCUCAUGGCGAUUUCAGAGUCUGUCAUCAUCUACUUCUCUAUCUAUGCGCUCUUUGGUGGAGCGAUCUUUACCCGCGACGAUAACCUGCUCGCCAUGGGCACGCUUGCCUUUUCAGCCUCUGUGGUAUUCAUCAACACAAAGCUCCUUCUCAUCGAGAUGCACAACAAAACCGUUAUCUCCUUCCUGGGCUGGGCGAUCUCCGUAGCCGGCUGGUUCCUCUGGACGCUCUUCCUCUCAGUCGUCUUCACACACAACAAGACCUACCCGCUCUACUCCAUCAAAGACGGCUUCACCAAAGGCUACGGCCGCAACCUCCUCUGGUGGCUCGUCUUGUUCCUCACCCUCGCAGCUGUCGUGCUGUUAGAGCUGGGUGUCAGCAGUGUGCGGAAAGCAUUCUGGCCGACGGACGUAGAUCUCUUCCAGGAGCUCCAGAGGGAUCCCGGUGUGAGGAGGAAGUUUGAGGAGGCGGUGGAGAGGGACGAGCAGGGCGAGAAUGUUGUCACUUUCAACCAGCAGAAGAGCAGUCGGGAAGAGGAAGCGAGGAGGGAAGGCGAGAUUCAGAAGUUGCUCAAUCGGCCGCGCGUUAUGGAUCGGGAGACGAUGCAGGCCGAGAAGGCGGAUGUGCUGCAGAGUCCUGUGGAGGUGGGGGGUGGUGGGAGCGGGAGUGGGAGUGGGGGGAACGCAGGUCGGGGUGCGAGCGAGCACCUGACGAGGAGGAAGAUCUCGGUGGAUUAUGGGAAUGAGAACCUGCAGCAGGAGAUGAGAUGA
Molecule: messenger RNA, 5073 nt
Organism: Drepanopeziza brunnea f. sp. 'multigermtubi' MB_m1
Lineage: Eukaryota; Fungi; Ascomycota; Leotiomycetes; Helotiales; Drepanopezizaceae
Source: RefSeq, a predicted model, not a curated record